Molecule: messenger RNA, 2141 nt
Organism: Cucurbitaria berberidis CBS 394.84
Lineage: Eukaryota; Fungi; Ascomycota; Dothideomycetes; Pleosporales; Cucurbitariaceae
Product: P-loop containing nucleoside triphosphate hydrolase protein
Exons: 2
Coding region: 200-1900 (566 amino acids)
Biological process (GO): protein import into peroxisome matrix
Cellular component (GO): cytosol; peroxisomal membrane
Molecular function (GO): ATP binding; ATP hydrolysis activity
Source: RefSeq, a predicted model, not a curated record
UGAGGCCGCCCAUGAAGCUCUAGCAUGCUUUGAAGGGGUGAUGGGUAUAUAAAGCUUCCGUUUGCUGUCUUUGCUAACUGGAGGUCUCAACUUCGACUUCUCCAAGUCUAGUCUCAACAUCCACUAUUGAUACUGGGCUCCUAUUUCUACUACCCCACCACUUCAGUGCUAUACCCAUACACUACCAGCCUUCAACAAGAUGCCGGCAACGAAGACUAUCCUCACAGCUACCCAGGCGAACAGGACUGACGUCUUUCAUGCUUUCAAGGCGCAUUGCAGUGCACCACGCGUGGAGACCAAAUCGAUGGUCUUGACGCAGAUUCGCAAUGCCUACCCGGACUACCACGUCACCGAGGCCGAACUGAAGCAUGUCUCGCUCUUCGAAUUUGCGGAUGCGGAUAAGGCGGUGCUGAUCUUCGAUGCUGAAGGCGAGGACUUUCAGGCCACAAGGAAAUGGGGAGCGGUUGGGGAUGGCAUCGAUAAGAAGAUGCAUCCUGGGACCCUAAUAGAUGACUUCAGCUUUGCAAGGUUCCAGUACAUAUGGGAAAAUAAAGAGUACCUGGUCUACUACAUUGAGUGGCACGACAUGCUCAAGAGCCCCGAUAGGAGGUUUUACAUCCUACACCCUCGCAUCGAAUCUAACAUCACUGACGGCCAUUGUGCGGAAUCCGAUGCUUUGAUUCUCGCCGCCGGCAAAUGGACAUCUCAGCUCCAUCAGGAGAUCUUCGUCUUCGAUGACGGGCACUGGGACAAGAACAAAGAUCUGUGGAAGGCCGUCAAUGGCGCCUCUUGGUCCGACGUCAUCCUGGAUCCGGAAAUGAAAAAGGGCCUCAUCGAGGAUGUGCAAGGCUUCUUCGACAACCAGCAGCUCUACAGUCAAUUCUCUGUACCGUGGAAGCGUGGUGUCAUUCUGCAUGGCGUGCCAGGGAAUGGGAAGACUGUUUCUAUCAAGGCGCUGAUGAGCUCUCUUUACGGCCGGCCUGACCCUAUUCCCUCUCUCUACGUCAAGUCGUUUGAGACGUCCUGCAACACAGAACAAUACUCCAUUCGCGCCAUCUUCCAGAAGGCACGCGAUAUGGCGCCUUGCCUGCUCAUCUUCGAGGACUUGGACUCUCUCGUCAACGACGAUAUCCGCAGCUACUUCCUGAACGAAGUGGAUGGUCUCGAGUCCAAUGACGGAAUCUUGAUGAUCGGCUCCACCAACCAUCUUGACAAGCUCGACCCAGCUAUUGCUAAGCGCCCAAGCCGCUUUGACAGGAAGUACCAUUUCAAAAUCCCUGGAGAAGAGGAGAGGAGGCUGUAUGCGGAAUACUGGCGCAGCAAACUGACGAAGAAUGAGACGGUCGAUUUUCCGGAAGAGUUGGCUGGCAUUGUAGCCCAGUUGACCGAGGGUUUCAGCUUCGCUUACCUCAAGGAGCUCUUCGUCAUGGCUCUACUCAGCCUUGUUAGAGGCUUCAAGGGCGACGACUUUGAGAUUGUCGACGCUGAGGAGGCUGCGAGCGCGGAUGAAGAGAAAGCUGAUAGCAAAGCCACCGAGGCAGACAAGGACGGGAAGGAUGCGAACCUGUGCACCUGCGCCAAAACAUGUUCUACAUGCAACAAACCUCUCCCCAAGACAAACACCGCAGAAGCAAAGAAAGAGCACGAAGCAACUGAAGCCGACGCGGAAGCUAAGAAGAAUAAAAUGAUCAUGCCUACCGUGGACAUCCCUGAGCAUCUUUCAGAUAACUUGUUCCUCAAGGUCAUCAAGCAUCAGAUCCGCAUCCUGCACGCUGAGAUGGACAACACGAAAGAAGAGGCAUGGCCAUCUGGGAAGAAGGGGGUUGCGGGCAAUAACGCCGGUGUGAAUGCGGCGGCGCUGAGGAGGAUGAGGGCGGCAAACGCUAGGAGGGCCCGCUGAGAAUGGGUAGGGUAGGGUCAUUCCAGGACGACUAACAUGUUUCAGAGUUUGCAAUCACACUCGUUUGUGAAGGAGGUAGAUAAGCACAAGACUGGGAUUGGAAUGAACGAAUUACCAUGUAUACGCGAGAAGAGCAAGGCUAUGUAAUCGAUGCCUAGGAAACAGGGUUCUUGUAUAGUAUAGUCUCUGUUUAGCCUUGAAUACAUCUCAUGAGGCAGAACUCGAAACACACUCAGUCGGU